UCGAGAGUUAGCUGACCUCUACCGUAGCGGAACUAAAACCCUAAACCCCAAAUUACGUUCAUUUGUCCAGCCGGACUGCCGGAAAGGGAGAGACAGAGACAGAGACAGACAGAGAUGGAAGCCACGGACAUGGAGGUGGAGGAACGACCACCGUCCAAUCCUGAUCCUUUCAAGCGUAUCUCCCUCAAAAACUCCAUCCAAACAAACUUCGGCGACGACUAUGUCUUCCAAAUCGUCCCCAAGGAUGAUUGGACGGCAAUGGCAGUUUCGCUUUCGACCAACGCCGUGAAGGUGUACUCGCCCGUGACGGGCCAGUACUACGGAGAAUGCAAGGGCCACUCUGCAACUAUCAACCAAAUUGCAUUCUCUGGUCCAUCAACUCCACAUAUCCUGCACUCUUGCUCAUCUGAUGGAACUAUUCGAGCUUGGGACACGCGCACAUUCCAACAGGUUUCAUCUUUCCAUUCCGGCUCUUCUCAAGAGAUUUUCAGCUUUUCGUUCGGAGGAUCAGGGAACAAUCUUCUAGCCGCAGGGUGUGAUACUCAGAUACUAUUCUGGGAUUGGAGGAACGAUAAACAAGUAGCAUGUCUCGAGGACUCUCAUGUAGAAGAUGUUACCCAGGUUCACUUCAUCCCUGAUCAUCAAAACAAGCUUCUUUCUGCUUCCAUUGAUGGAUUGAUGUGUAUAUUUGAUACCGAAGGAGAUAUCAAUGAAGACAAUCAUCUAGAUUCAGUACUAAAUGUUGGCACUUCGAUUGGGAAGGUUGGGUUUUUUGGAGAGACAUAUCAAAAGCUUUGGUGUUUAACCCAUAUUGAGACCUUAAGUAUCUGGGACUGGAAAGAUGCAAGCGAAACGAGCUUCCAGGAUGCUCGUUCUCUGGCUUCUAAAGGCUGGACACUCGACGAUGUCGAUUAUUUUGUUGAUUGCCACUACUCAAGAGAAGCAGAAAAGUUAUGGGUAAUUGGUGGCACUGAUACUGGCACUUUAGGUUACUUCCCUGUAAGUUAUGAAGGAAACAAAGCUAUAGGGUCCGCUGAAGCAGUUCUUGGAGGUGGGCAUACAGGUGUUGUUCGAAGCGUGUUGCCAAUGUCGAGCACGCCCAGCGGAUCCAGCCAAGGUCACGGCAUUUUUGGAUGGACUGGCGGUGAAGAUGGCCGGUUAUGUUGCUGGUUAUCAGAUAAUGCACCCGAGAUAAACCGAUCAUGGAUUUCAAGCGCGCUGGUUUCAAGAUCACCUAGGACCCGAAACACAACACGGCACCAACCCUACUAGAAAAAAAGGAUGUUUUGAACUCUUGAAUUUCUGUUUCGGUAAGGAUAGUGGUCGCCUGUACCAUAUUUGUAUGAUUUAUUCACCAUUUACAAUGUUCUAAAGUUUCAAUGGAAACAGAUGAGAGAUUGAUCCAAAGAAAAUUGAAUUCA
Messenger RNA from Malus domestica (apple), 1421 nucleotides. Its product is annotated as WD repeat-containing protein GTS1. Lineage: Eukaryota; Viridiplantae; Streptophyta; Magnoliopsida; Rosales; Rosaceae. The record is from RefSeq and is a predicted model, not a curated record. Gene Ontology annotation, molecular function: protein binding.